This is a messenger RNA of Zerene cesonia (dogface butterfly), 6543 nucleotides long. RefSeq names its product arfGAP with SH3 domain, ANK repeat and PH domain-containing protein (gene Asap). The record is from RefSeq and is a predicted model, not a curated record. Lineage: Eukaryota; Metazoa; Arthropoda; Insecta; Lepidoptera; Pieridae. Gene Ontology annotation, molecular function: sequence-specific DNA binding; protein binding; GTPase activator activity. The transcript has 17 exons. The coding region runs from base 225 to 3218 and encodes 997 amino acids. Gene Ontology annotation, biological process: regulation of DNA-templated transcription; positive regulation of GTPase activity. Gene Ontology annotation, cellular component: cytoplasm.
UCAUUUGUGUUGCUGAGCGCGGGUGUGUUUGUUUGAUAUUUUAAAUGCGAAAUUGUUUUUAAAAUCGCAAGUGCUUUGAAUUAGUGUCCAUAAUGUGUUCAAAUAUUCUUGAUUUUGAAAAUGUUGAAAAUUCUUUACUCUGAUUGGUACGAUUGUUGGUACGGAUGUGUUUUACGUGACUAGGUUUGUGUGUAGUUUUUAACUGAUUGUUCAUUGUGGUCAACAUGCCGGGUCUUAUUGGCAUUGGCGAAUUUAUAGAGGAAACAAGAGAGGAUUAUAAUUCGCCCACAACUUCUACUUUUGUUUCCCGUAUACCACAAUGUCGACAAACCAUCAACGCUUUGGAAGAGACUCUGGAUUUCGAUCGAGACGGCCUAGCGAAACUUAAAAAGGCGAUAAAGGCGAUCCACAAUUCUGGAAAUGCUCACGUGGAUAAUGAGAUGUACCUCUCUCGGGCGCUGGAGAGGCUCGGCGGGAACGCGCUCAGCAAGGACUCGGAGCCAGACAUUGGGGCGGCUUUUUUUAAAUUCGCCGUAGUCACCAAAGAAUUAUCCGCCUUGAUGAAAACAUUGAUGCAGAACAUAAACAAUAUUGUUAUGUUCCCCGUAGACAGUCUUCUAAAGGGUGAUCUGCGGGGCGUAAAAGGUGAUCUCAAAAGGCCAUUCGAGAAGGCGUCCAAAGACUAUGAAUCAAAGUACCUGAAGAUUGAGAAGGAGAAGAAGUCGCAGGCUAAAGAGGCGGGCCUCAUCAGGAGUGAGGUGACGCCGGCAGAAAUAGCUGAUGAGAUGGAGAAGGAACGGCGAUUAUUUCAACUGCAAAUGUGCGAGUACCUGAUUAAGUUCAACGAGAUCAAAACUAAGAAGGGCAUUGAACUGCUGCAGCACCUGGUGGAGUACUAUCAUGCACAGACGAAUUACUUUCAAGAUGGAUUGAAGACGAUAGAGCAUUUCGGCGUUUACGUUGCGGACUUAAGUGUACAGUUGCAGAAGAUAAGACAGCAACAGGACGACGAAAGGCGGAGACUGUUAGAGUUAAGGAACAUGUUGAGGGCGGCAACACCACAAGAUAGAGAGGCUGCAUCGGCAGUGGGCGGUUAUUCACUGCACCAACUCCAAGGUGACAAACAACACGGUGUCACGCGGAGUGGGUACCUCUUGAAGAAAUCCGAGGGCAAAGUAAGACGCGUGUGGCAGAAGAGGAGGUGUAGAGUCACAGCCGAGGGAUAUUUGGAUAUUUUUCACGCUGAUGAAAACAAAACCCCGGCGAGGGUCAACCUAUUGACUUGCCAGAUUAAAGUGGCCACAGAGGAUAAGAGGGCGUUCGAUCUAGUCUCAUACAACCGCACGUACCACUUCCAAGCGGAGGACGAGAGCGAGCAGCGCGCGUGGACGUCCGUGCUCGUGAACUGCAAGGAGGGCGCGUUGAUGCGCGCGUUCCACCAGCAGGCGGGCGAGAGCGGCGACACGGGCCACUCGCUGCUCGACCUGCAGCGCUCCAUCAUACGGGCGGUGCGCUGCAUGCCCGGCAACCAGGUGUGCUGCGACUGCGGCUCCACCAACGAUCCAACAUGGCUGUCGACGAAUUUCGGUAUAAUAGUGUGUAUAGAAUGUUCCGGAAGUCACAGGGAGUUGGGUGUGCACAUAUCGAGGAUACAGUCUUUGACGUUGGACAGAUUGAGUACGUCGCAAUUGUUGCUCGCGAGGCACAUGGGCAAUCAGAUGUUCAAUGACGUCAUGGAGAACACGCUGGAUGAACGGUUGAAACUGAAGCCCGGGAGUACUAUGGACGAAAGGCUGCGUUUCAUCCGCGAGAAGUACGUGUACCGCGCGUUCGCGGCGCGCACGUGCCGCGACGAGGCCGAGCGGCUGUCGGAGGUGGAGCACGCGGUGAACAACGGCCACCUGCAGAACUUGCUGCAGGCGUACGCGGAGGGGGCGGACUUGGCGGCGACGCUGCCCAGCUCGGACUGCGGCGAGACGGCGCUACACCUCGCGAUAUCGCGCGAGCUCGGCGACGGCUCGUGCCUGCACAUAGUCGAUUUUCUAGUCCAGAACGGGGGUUCCCAGCUGUUGGACAAGGCCACAGCGUCCGGCAUGACGGCGCUGCACCUGUGCGCCGCGAUAGACAGGACGGAGCCGAUGAAACUGUUGCUCAAGGCCGGCGCCGACAGCUCGCUGAAGGACGCCAACGGCCGGACCGCGCUGCAGGUGGCGAGGCAGUUGGGGCACAUGGCGUGCCAGGAAUUGCUAGAAAGCGUGGAUAAGAGGGAAAAGAGCAUAUUCGAAAAUAUUAAUAUAGAUUGGAAUUUAUCACACGAUGAAGGCUCUACUGACUUCUCAGAUGACGACACAGUCAUCGAUGAACGACAAAACGGCAGCGUGACGCCGGAGAAGAAGUGCCCCCGCUCGCGUCCGCCGUCGUACGCGGGCGCCGCGGGCGGGGGCUGCGCGGGCGGCGGCGGGGGCGGCGCGGGCGGCGCGGGCGGCGCGGGCGGCGCGGGCGGCGGGGACUCGCCCGUGCUGCGCUCGCGCUCCUCCACGUGCGACUCGCUGCACCACGCGCCGCCCGCCAGCGCGCCCGCCACCUUGCCCAGGAAACCGAAUGUUUAUAAUAUAGGCAGUCUGAAGAAGCGCGUGGCGCCGCUGCCGCCGGGCGCGCCGCGCUCCACGCCCUCGCCCUCGCCCUCCGCCGACACGCGCUCCAUACACAGUGGUACAGUAAAACACAGGCCGCAACAGCCUCCGCCUACGCCGCCGCCCGGGAACUCGCUGCACAACGGAGCUCACAGAGAUGAACCAACACCGCCACCCAGAAAAAAGAAAAAUAGAUUGCUACAGGAAAAGGCUGACAAAGUGAAACUGAGAAGGGAAUGUUCUAGUCAAGACUCGUCGCUGGAGCUGUGCGACCUGGACGCGCUGUCGUGCGAGCGCUCGCGGCGCUCCCACUCGGACAGCCGCUCGCUGGACGUGUCCGACACGUCGAGCGUGCACUCGCGCUCGCCGUCCGCCUCCAUCACCAUGAUGGGCGGCAUGCGUCGCUGCAGAGCGCUGUACGAUUGCUCAGCGGAUAAUGAAGAUGAGCUCUCAUUCCGCGAGGGUGAAGUCAUCGUAGUUAUCAACGAACGCACAGAAGACGACAACUGGAUGGAGGGUCAGGUCGAGGGCACCGGCCGCCGCGGCAUGUUCCCCGUCUCUUUUGUGCACAUGCUGCCUGAUUAGAGCGAACGAGACGGGUAUACUGGAGUCGACUCCGCCGUUGCAUUUGUACGAGAAGCGAGAAGCGCGUAGUGUCAUUUGCCGAUGCUGGAUGAGUGUAAUGGAUAUAUAUCUUAAAUAUCUAUUCAAUUUUAUAUGGAAUGGGAAUAUUGAACUGUGGAUACGGUAUUCAUAAUUCAAGCUUUUUACAUACCAUUUGAAUAAGUGAAGGAUAGAUAAUGACCCAUCGACUCCUUAUGAACUUCCUUUAGUAUGAGCGAGAUAGAUAGAGAUUUCCCAAUUCUCGCUUCUUAUGUGAGACAGGUGAGGUCUGUAGAUGGUUCUCUCUCUUUUGUGCACACGUGCCAGUUAAGUGCGAGUGAAACAGCAAUAGAUCUGUUGGUUCCGAUCAGUAGUCGUGUUUGAUGAAUAUAACUCACUAUAAUGAAUUGCAAUUUAACUUGCGGGAAAUAUUAACGUUUUGUAUUUAAUUAAACAAGCACUUUUUAUUUUGAAAUUAUAAAAAAUUUAUAAAGGCAACCAUACAUAAUUUCGAUUAUUUUGUCAAUAUUUUCUGCAAGUUAAGUUUAAAUUUAAGACUCCAGUACAUUCGUACCGGUCUCUUCUAGCUGGUAGAUAUUAGAGAUAUUUGAAUUGCCAAGUUUUGAAGUGAUAGAUGUGAUUUCGUGAUAUUAUAGCUCAAAGAUGUUUAAAUUCGAAUCUUUUCUCAAACUUAUUAUGUAUGGUACGUAUUGAGGGGCGUUAUUAAAAAUUAAAUCAAAUUGGCCUAAAGCUAUCGGCUUUUAUUUAAAGGCUAUGAGCUUAUCUACUCUAGUAUUUUGUAUUCAAUACAUAACAUUAUGCACUUUGAGUAAUGGGUGAAUACAGAUGUAAUCCGUUUAUUAACAUAUACAUAAAACAAAGUUGUUUUCGUAUCAAAGACGUUUGGUACAGACAUAUCGCAGGUAUUAAUAUAAACUAUAUAUUUGACAAUUGAAAGCCGUGGCAUUAUAAUUUAAUAUAUUUCCCACAUUGGAAUUAGUACUGCUUUAAGACUUCAUGGUAAAUAUCCAGGCCGUUGAAUAGUACAAAAAAUAAGGAAAUUAUGCUUUUUAUUAUAAUAGCACUUGUAAAAUUGUAAAAUCACGACUUUGAUGAUAUACCUGCGACAUAAUCAUAAAAUUCAGAAGGAAUAACUGAAAGAAAUAUGUAUUAUAAAUUUUGUUAUUUGCAAUUGUAUUUUAUAUAUAAGUUAAAUGAAUAUUGAACACAGGAUAAAAAUCAGGCCUCAAAAUAAACUCCGUUGUGAUAAAACAGCACAAUUGUUGUUUUUAUAUGAUAUUUUGAUUUUGUACUUUUUACCAUCUAUAUAGGUAAAUGUUGUAAGAGUUAUCGUUGUAUCAUUGCAUACUGUUGAAGUCGAUAUAACACGUGGGAGCUUACUACUGCUACGAAUUUAUAACACCAAUAUUGUUGUGUGCCAACAGAACUCCGUCCCUUCGUGGGUUAAUUGUUUAUUUAAAUUUGGAACUAGCAUAAAGUAUGGUUAUCUAUGGAAUCUGGAAUGUUCUAGAAAUUCAUAACCCGUUGCGGCGACAAAGAUGUUUCUGUUGAAAUAAUUUGUAUUGUGUAUAAAAAAAGACUUGAUAAAAUCCAAGUUAAACUCAAAUUCUAAAUCAGACGCACUAUAUACUAAUAUCUAUUUGAUUUUUUUUUUGUAUACGGCCCGUAUAAAAUUAUUUUAUAAGCGAUCUUAUCGUAUGCGCAGUUUCGUUAUCGAUUCGUUUUAUAUUUAUUAUUAUUUUUUUGUAUUUCAGUUCGUACGAAAAACGAAACGUUUCUCGGUUAUUUAUUGGAUGGUAACAAUAUGUGUGAAUAUAAGUCGAAGAUUUGUAUAUUGUCGUCAAUCUAUUGGACCAGUGAUCGUUUGAUGUAGUUGUUCUCGUAGUUGAUAGAUUGUUGCUACAUGUUGUCUAUAGAAUUUCUAUUUAAAAUGAGAAGUCAUAAAUCUUGUCAAUAUUAUCUGUAUGGUAUAUAUAUAUAAUAACAAUCAAUUGAUGUUCGUUUAUCUUGCUGAAACUCGAGAAUGGCUGGGUCGAUUUAGCUGAUGUUUGUGGUAGUCCAGGGUAGAUUUACUUGGUGAGAAACUUAUAAAAUAAGUAAUGGAAAAUAUUUUUCACAUAAUAUUAUUAUUGUGAUACGAAAAUCAUCAAGUCUUCUAGAAGCCUAUACUUAUUUACAACUAUAGAAAAAAACUACAAUUUCAGUCUCCAAAAAUUAACGAGGUUUACGAUUUCUCACAAAAAUGUUUUUGAUAAUAAUUGUUAUGAAUGUAAAAUUUUAUCACUUCAGCUGUUCCAAGGAUUUGAAUAAUUAUAAACUAUAUGAAAUACUCGAUUUAUUGUGGUAGUAUUUUAAUUUUAUUCAAAAUUACUUUCUACAUAUUACCUAUCAUGAUGUAGCAUCAUUCUUGCAUAGAAACUUCUCGAUCUAGUUUGAAUUUAGAAUACCGAUAUAAUUUGAAGUUAUACGCGCAUUAUACCAUCAAAAUAUUAAAAGCACGCAUAAUUACCACUAAACGGUUAUCUUAUUAAAGACUAUGUAAGUAUUUCUUAUAAAUACAUUCCCAUGUAAUUUAUUAGCUUCCUUCUACCUUUAGCUCUUUAUAGCUGUAAGUAUUACCAGCUUAUCCAUUUAAAGUUACCUAUGUUAAAAGUACGUUGCCAUAAUUUAGUAUUAUUGGUUAUAGUAUAAAUGAUAUAAUUGCUUUCACCAUUACGUUAAUGUCUGAUACACAAAAAAUGCAAAUAUCGUAAUUAUUAAUUUUUAAAUUAAGUGUUUCAGUAACUCUACUUGUAAAUAAUUUAAAAAAAUCUUUAAUCCUUAGGCUGGUUUACGGGAAGAUAGAAAAUAUACGCAACAUAGCCUUUUUAUUGCUAAAUAUUUUCUAUUCUUUAUAAUAUGAAAAGUCAUAGCCAAAAAUAGUUUGGUGUGUAUUUAAUAUAUCCUAAUUUAUUAUAAAUGUUUAUUGUGUUCGUUAUUAUUUAAUCUUAUUUAGAAUUUUUUAAAUGAUUGUAUUUUACUGUAAAGUUUUUACUAUGUAAAUUAUAUUUAUUUUACAAAGUAGUAUAUAAAACUUAAUGUGAUGAAAUAUUUUAAUGCCAUUUUAGCCCGUCAGUAUGUUACUUAUUAAAAGUGUAACCAAAUGAUGCUAUAGCGAAUAAGAUGUUUUAAUCUUAAAUUGUAGUAUAUUUAAUGGAGUUGUAGUCUAAAUAGUUUUUUUUUUCUAUUGUGUAUUACCUGAAUGAAAAUAUCUGUAUGAAUUUAUGAAUACAUCAUUUCGAUGUCA